Messenger RNA from Arabidopsis lyrata subsp. lyrata, 1676 nucleotides. Its product is annotated as probable serine/threonine-protein kinase PBL19. Gene Ontology annotation, biological process: protein phosphorylation. Lineage: Eukaryota; Viridiplantae; Streptophyta; Magnoliopsida; Brassicales; Brassicaceae. The transcript has 6 exons. The record is from RefSeq and is a predicted model, not a curated record. Gene Ontology annotation, molecular function: ATP binding; protein kinase activity. The coding region runs from base 261 to 1565 and encodes 434 amino acids.
CUAUGCUCUCGCCAAAUGAAGCAAAUAGACAGACUUACAACACGACUGUUAGUCUCUUGGAAGUUCAAUAGUGGAAAGAGUGGACCAGGUUGGUAAGCGGCAAUCCAGCUGCCAUUUGUCUAUUUGACUUCCCCCAUUCGAUCAUGGUGAGCUCGUCUUCUCUCUUCUCCUCUUAUCUCUUUCUCUGCCAUUUUCUUUUGCUUUAAAGCUCUCUCAAUCAUGAACAUGAAGAUCCCCAUCACAACAUUUCAGUCAUCCUCAUGAAUAAUUCUACAUCAGUGAGGAGGCUGGUUUCGUCUAAAGCAAUGAAAUGUUUCUACUUCAGCAAAGACAAAACUCAGGAUGAUGAAGCUAAGACGAGAAAGUUUGGUUCCAUUACGAUGGCUAGAGGAGGAUCAGGGUCUGAAUUUAACUCUGAUACAAGUACUGCUACUUCCAUUACUUCUUCCUUGCACGUUCUCUCAGAGACACACAGUAACAAUCUCAAAGUCUUUGCCCUCGAUGACCUUAAAACUGCUACCAAAAAUUUCAGCCGCUCAUUGAUGAUCGGUGAAGGUGGCUUUGGCGGUGUCUUUCGUGGCGUGAUUCAGAACCCUCAAGAUUCUCGUAAGAAGAUUGAAAUUGCAGUUAAACAACUCAGUAGAAGAGGUCUCCAGGGUCAUAAAGAAUGGGUGACAGAGGUAAAUGUACUGGGAGUAGUGGAGCAUCCGAAUCUGGUGAAGCUGAUCGGUUAUUGCGCUGAGGAUGAUGAGAGAGGGAUCCAAAGGCUACUUGUUUACGAAUACGUACCAAACAGAAGUGUUCAAGACCAUUUAUCCAAUCGUUUUAUUGUCACUCCUCUCCCUUGGUCCACCAGAUUAAAGAUUGCUCAGGACACUGCUCGAGGACUUGCUUAUCUUCAUGAAGGCAUGGAGUUUCAGAUCAUCUUUAGGGAUUUCAAAUCCUCCAAUAUUCUUCUUGAUGAGAAUUGGAAUGCAAAGCUCUCGGAUUUCGGACUGGCUCGAAUGGGUCCUUCUGAUGGAAUCACUCAUGUCUCCACUGCGGUUGUAGGGACCAUUGGUUAUGCAGCACCGGAAUAUAUCCAAACAGGACACCUCACUGCCAAGAGUGACGUGUGGAGCUACGGAAUCUUUCUAUAUGAACUCAUCACAGGAAGACGACCUUUUGACCGUAACCGCCCAAGAAACGAGCAGAAUAUCCUGGAGUGGAUCAGACCACACUUGUCCGACAUAAAGAAGUUCAAGAUGAUCAUCGACCCAAGACUUGAAGGAAACUACUACCUCAAAUCAGCAUUGAAGCUAGCUGCAGUUGCUAACCGGUGUUUGAUGGUGAAGGCGAAGGCUAGGCCAACAAUGAGUCAGGUUUCAGAGAUGUUAGAAAGGAUAGUGGAAACAUCAGAUGAUGCUCCUUCAGGACUGCCAUUGAUGAAGAGCUUGACACCUAAAGCUGCAUUCGAGGCCUCAAGAAGAGAGAGAGUUAAAAGAAGAUUUGUUGAACUUUUGAUCGGAGAAAAUGGUUGUCCCAAUUUACCCACUUGGUCUCCUAAACUUGUUACUUCUACUUGAUUUUUUGAGAAAACAAACUAAUCACCACCGCUUGUGUUAUGGAAAAGAGGAAGCGUAGUAUCAUUGUCGUUUUGCUAUGAAUAAAACGGCAUGCAGUUCUCCCACAAUAAA